Molecule: messenger RNA, 538 nt
Organism: Lotus japonicus
Lineage: Eukaryota; Viridiplantae; Streptophyta; Magnoliopsida; Fabales; Fabaceae
Exons: 2
Coding region: 14-454 (146 amino acids)
Source: RefSeq, a predicted model, not a curated record
UUUAUGUCGCUUGAUGGGGAGCGCAAAGAAGAAAGCUGCAUUGAUAUGUGAAGAAAGGGAGUUCAGUAGACUUGAAGACAUGGCUUCUGACCAUGAAAGUGAAGAUGCAGAAUCAGAAGGGAUUACAGAUGUAUGUGAUGUUUUGCCAGAAGAGAAUAUGGAUUCAAUCUUUCAGACACCGCAACAGGAACUAUCUCACAAUGCCAAUUUUAGAAAUGAAAACAGUAGCAGACAGACUCUGGAAGAUAAGUUUUUGAAUUCAAUUUCUUCCAAGGAUUUUGUUAGAAGUGAAGAAAAGAGACACGCUUUUGUGAAGGAUUUCACCCAACCAGAAUCAUUGAGAAGGCCCUUCAGAACCAUGCACACCCUCAGAAGGGUAAACUCUGAAAGCAGUGAGACAGAUGCUGAAGUAGUCUCUGCACUGGUAAAUAUAUAUGGUCCAAAGUUCAAAUGAUAUUGUGGAAUGUGUCUCCAUUUGUUUAUAAACUAUUAAUUAGUUUAUUGGUUAACAUCACAAUGUGCAUUAUAGAUGUGACUU